AUGCCUCCACCACCAAAGCGCAAGUGGCCCCGCGGCAGAGGCGGCGGCGGCGGCGAUCGCACCAACGGCGCUGCUACACAGGGAGGGCCCACGAAUCCUCGCUCAACUAUAGCACAGCAGCCGAAACGCCCCAAGAUGGAAGAUGCGCAGCCGAAGCCAGAGGGCGGCGUUGAUGUGCGGCAAAUGUACAGCACAGCAGCUGGAGAUGCACAGCCAAAGCCCUUCUCCGAACUCAAGGAUAAACUGAACAAAGGCCUCCUUGAUGGUUUGGACAAGAUGGGAUUCGAAUUCAUGUCUCCAGUCCAACAACAGGUGCUGACCCAGCUGCCUUCCCUGUCAUCCGACUGCGUCGUUCAGGCAAAGACGGGUACGGGCAAGACCGUAGCCUUUCUGCUACCCGCUAUCCAGAACCUUCUAGCUGGCAACAUGCCCCCGAAAGGCAAGGUCGCUAUACUCGUCAUCUGUCCCACUCGUGAGCUGGCACUACAAAUCUCCAAAGAAUGCAAUGGCCUCACGACGUGUCUACCCCAGAAAAUGGAGUGUCACACUGCCUUUGGAGGCACUUCGCGUGCAUCGAACCUCAACGCCUUCAUGAAAGGCAACCCCACCGUUCUCGUCGCUACCCCGGGACGACUUGAUGAUAUCUUGGGCGAAGAAGAAGUUCGUGAUAAAUUCAGUCAUCUGAAGACGGUGGUGCUUGACGAAGCGGAUCAAAUGCUUGAUGCUGGAUUUGCUCCCGCGGUCAAGAAGAUUCUACGUCGCAUUCCCCCCAAGAAUGACGGCUGGCAGGGAAUGUGCUUCUCCGCUACACUCCCUAAGGAAGUUUUGGAUAUCGCCAAGAUCGUUCUGUUCCCCGGUUUCACCCAUCUUUCCACGGUCGACCCGAACGAAGUACCAACGCACGAGCGAGUGCCGCAGUUCUCCUUCUCUGUACCCACUGUAGGCCAAACCUUCCCCGCGCUCUCGGCAUUGAUAGAGGAGGAAUACAACCAAAGCCCCACCGACUUCAAGGCCAUUGUGUUCGGUACCACGGCUAAUGGCGUCGGAUUACUCUACGACUUAUACCGACACGCUUUGCCUCAAUUCCGCCUGUUCGAGCUACACAGCCGCAUGUCUCAACCUGCUCGGACGCGUACCACGAAAGACUUCAAGGAAGCGUCUAGUGGUAUACUGUUCGCCUCCGAUGUUGUCGGCCGUGGCAUGGAUUUCCCCAAUGUCGGCCUCGUUAUUCAAGUGGGUCUACCAUCAAGCACCGACCAAUACGUUCACCGAGUCGGUCGGACUGCUCGUGCCGGCAAGGAUGGCCGGGCUGUGCUUCUUCUCUUCCAGCAAGAAUCCUUCUUCCCAAGAAUCAAUAAAACACUGCCCAUCAAGCCUUACACCGUCGAUAUUGUAUCACGCCUAGCUCCUCAUCAGGCCACCAUCGACCGUGCGUUCGCCAACGUUGAUGAGGCAUCCAAGUCAAAAGCAUACCAAGCCUUCCUUGGAUACAACAAGACUUUCGUGAAGAAGCUACAAAUUUCGACCGCUGAUUUGGUUCGCUUGGCGAACGACUAUGCACGCAGUAUGGGGUGCCCAGAGCCGCCUAUGCUCGAGAAAUCGACGGUAGGCAAGAUGGGCUUGAAGGGAGUGCCUGGUCUCCGAAUUGGGUCGCGACGGGACUAG
Molecule: messenger RNA, 1665 nt
Organism: Pyrenophora tritici-repentis Pt-1C-BFP
Lineage: Eukaryota; Fungi; Ascomycota; Dothideomycetes; Pleosporales; Pleosporaceae
Product: SrmB, Superfamily II DNA and RNA helicase
Cellular component (GO): mitochondrion
Molecular function (GO): ATP binding; nucleic acid binding
Source: RefSeq, a predicted model, not a curated record